Molecule: messenger RNA, 3381 nt
Organism: Chiloscyllium plagiosum (whitespotted bambooshark)
Lineage: Eukaryota; Metazoa; Chordata; Chondrichthyes; Orectolobiformes; Hemiscylliidae
Source: RefSeq, a predicted model, not a curated record
AUGACGAAGGAUAAUUUGCAAGAAUGCCAAUCCAAUGGUAAAAACCAACACGUGGUCAGUUGUCCUGAUGAAUGCAAGGUGAAGAGCAUAAACAGAAUAUGCCUUCUUACAGCAAUACUAAAAGUUCUGUACUGCCAAGUGAUGAAGUUGUCAGAGUUUACACUCUGUUUGAUUGAUAUUAUGACAGUAGGGAGGCCAUGGCCUUUCCCGGUCAGACUGAUUGGUGGAAACAUGUGCUCAGGGAGAGUGGAGGUCCUUCAUGAGUCCACCUGGGGGACGAUCUGUAAUGAUGGCUGGAAUCUCAUCAAUGGAGACAUCGUCUGCAGACAGCUGGACUGUGGGAAGGCCGAGUCAGUAACUGGGGUUUAUCAUGGACAGGGGGCUGGUGAGAUGUUGUUGAGUGGCGUGCAAUGCAGUGGGACAGAAUCUGCUCUCGAUCGGUGCCUCGCAAACCCCUUCAGGAGCAGUAACUGUUCGCACACCCAGGAAGCUGCUGUCAGCUGCUCAGGUCCAGUCCCUGUACAAUUAGUGAAUGGGAUCAGUAUGUGCUCUGGAAGAGUUGAGGUCUAUCAUGACUCUGACUGGGGGACUGUCUGUGCUAAUGGCUGGGACACAAAUGCAAUGAAUGUGGUCUGCAGAAUGUUGAAUUGUGGGAGAGCCUUGUCAGGAGGUGACUACGGAAACGGGAGCGGGAAGAUUUGGUUGGAUAAUGUGACAUGUCUUGGAACAGAGUCUGCCCUCAGUCAGUGCUCUGCCAAUCCAUGGGGGGUGAAUACUUGCAUUAACAGGAAGGAUGCUGGAGUGACCUGUUCAGGUCCGGUGCCCUUACGUUUGGUGAAUGGUACUAACAUGUGUUCUGGAAGAGUUGAGGUCUAUCGUAACUCCGUCUGGGGAACCAUUUGUGACAAUGGAUGGGACAUAAAUGCAUCGGAGGUAGUCUGCAGAGCGUUGAACUGUGGGACAGCCUUGUCGGCACAGACUGGAGCCUACUUUGGAGCGGGGAGUGAGAACAUCUGGGUUUCAGGAGUGAAAUGUCUUGGGACAGAACCUUCCCUCGAUCAGUGCUCUGUUACUUCCUUGAAGAACUGCACACACAGCCAAGAUGCUGGGGUGAUCUGUUCAGGUCCAGUACCUGUCCGGCUGGUGAAUGGUACCAACAUGUGUUCCGGGAGAAUUGAGGUCUAUCGUAACUCCAUCUGGGGAACUGUUUGUGACAACAGCUGGGAUAAAAAAGCAGCGAGUGUGGUCUGCAGAGUGUUGAACUGUGGGACAGCCCUGUCAGCACCGAAAGGAGCCUACUAUGGAUAUGGGUCUGGACACAUUUGGUUGGAUGAUGUGAAGUGUAAUGGGACAGAGUCUGCCCUCGAUCAAUGUUCUGCUAACCCACAAGUGGGGAAUAACUGCACACACAGUCAGGAUGCUGGAGUUACGUGUUCAGGUCCGAUAUCUGUCCGGCUGGUGAAUGGUUCCAACAUGUGUUCUGGGAGAGUUGAAGUCUAUCGUAACUCCAUCUGGGGAACCAUCUGUGACAAUGGCUGGAAUUUAAAUGCAGCAAGCGUGGUCUGCAGAGUGUUGAACUGUGGGAAGUCUUUAUCCAUAACAAGAAGUGCUUACUAUGGAGAGGGGAGUGGGGUCAUCUUGUUAGAUAAUGUGAAUUGUACUGGGACAGAGCCUGCCCUCGAUCAAUGCUCUGCCAACCCAAAGGUGGGAUAUAAUUGCACACACAAGGAGGAUGCUGGAGUCAUCUGUUCAGGUCCAGUACCUGUGCGGCUGGUGAAUGGGCCUAAUGUGUGCUCCGGUAGAGUUGAGGUCUAUCGUAACUUUGAGUGGGGGACUAUCUGUGACAAUGGCUGGAAUGAAAAUGCACCAAGUGUGGUUUGCAGAGUGUUGAAUUGUGGAUCGGCUUUGUCAGCACAAAGAGGUGCCUACUACGGAAAUGGAUCCGGGGCUAUCUGGAUGGAUAAUGUGAGAUGUAACGGGAAUGAACCUGCCCUCGAUCAGUGUUCUGCCAACCCACAGGUUGGGAGUAACUGCACACACAGAAAUGACAUUGGAGUUGUCUGCUCAGGUCCUGUAUCCGUACGACUGGUGAAUGGAACCAACAUGUGCUCUGGGAGAGUUGAAGUAUACCGUAACUCUUUUUGGGGAACCAUCUGUGACAAUAGCUGGGAUAAAAACGAGUCGGACGUGGUCUGCAGAAUGUUGAACUGUGGGACGGCUGUGUCAGCACCAGGAGGCUCUCAAUAUGGAGCGGGAACUGGAAACAUCUGGUUGGAUAGUGUGAAUUGUAGUGGGACAGAGACUGCUCUUGAUCAGUGCCCUGCCAAUCCACAGGUGGGGAUUAACUGCACACACAGUAGGGAUGCUGCAGUGAUCUGUUCAGGUCCAGUCCCUAUACGGCUGAUGAAUGGUAUCAACAUGUGCUCAGGGAGAGUUGAAGUCUAUCGUAACUCCAGUUGGGGUGCUGUCUGUGACAGUUCGUCAGCCCAGGCGACAGCGGGCAUCGUCUGCAGGGUGUUGAACUGUGGGGCAGCUCUGUCAGCAACAAAUGGUAGUUACUACAGUGGAGAGGGGACUGGUAUCAUCUGGUUGGAUAAUAUGCAAUGUGUUGGGACAGAGCCUGCCCUCGAUCAGUGCAUUGCCAAUCCAAGGGUGGAAAAUAACUGUACACAGGGACAAAGUGCUGAAGCGAUCUGCUCAGGUCCAGUGCCUAUACGCUUGGUGAACGGGCCCAGCAUGUGCUCUGGGAGAGUUGAGAUUUAUCGUAAUUCCACCUGGGGCACUAUUUGCGACAAUGGCUGGAAUAUUCGUGCAGCAAAUGUGGUCUGUAGAAUGUUGAACUGUGGGACAGCACUGUCAGCACCAGGAGGAGCCUACUAUGGAGUGGGGACUGGGGAUAUCUGGUUGGAUGAUGUGAGGUGUAAUGGGACCGAGCCGGCCCUCGAUCAGUGCUUAGCCAAUCCAUGGGUGGGGAAUAACUGCACACACAGCCAGGAUGCUGGAGUUACCUGUUCAGGUCCAGUGCCGAUACGCUUAGUGAACGGGUCCAGCAUGUGCUCUGGGAGAGUUGAGAUUUAUCGUAAUUCCGCCUGGGGCACUAUUUGUGACAAUGGCUGGAAUAUUAGUGCAGCGAGUGUGGUCUGCAGAAUGUUGAACUGUGGGACAGCGCUGUCACCACCAGGAGGAGCCUACUAUGGAGUGGGGACUGGGGUCAUCUGGUUGGAUGAUGUGAGGUGUAAUGGGACCGAGCCGGCCCUCGAUCAGUGCUUAGCCAAUCCAUGGGUGGGGAAUAACUGCACACACAGCCAGGAUGCUGGAGUUACCUGUUCAGAUGUUUUGAAUAUUGCUGUUUUCUUUGCGGAUGACUUUGAGAACCAGUGA